AUGCCGUCAAAGAACUCGAUCAACAAGCCCAAGCUUGCAGUCAAGCAAUCGCGCAAGUCGAUGACGGGCCAGAAGCGCGCGACGAAGCGCAUCGCGGCGGAUAACUUCAAGUCGCGCGGCAUCAUCAAGGCCGACAGCGUCAUGCACUCGCGCGCGCUCUCGCGCAAGCAGGAGAGGAAGAAUAAGCGGAAUUCGCGGUAUAUGGCGCAGCAUGGGAUUGUUGUUGAGGAGAAUGGCGAUGUGGUGAUGAAGAUUGACGAGGCGAAGGAUAUCGUUGGAAUUUCCCGUACUCAGCUGAAGAAGGAAGAGCGUCAACGUCUGUUUUCCGUCGACAAGGUUGCCGGAAUCGAAGACGUCCUGAUUGAGAUGGACAUCGCGUCCUCCGGCGCCGGAACUACUCUCGGCGGUCCCCCCGCUGCCGUCGUCGCCGCCCAAGCUGCCGCCGCUGCUCAGUAA
This is a messenger RNA of Myxozyma melibiosi, 456 nucleotides long. RefSeq lists its product as uncharacterized. NCBI's taxonomy places the organism in Eukaryota, Fungi, Ascomycota, Lipomycetes, Lipomycetales, Lipomycetaceae. The transcript has 2 exons. The record is from RefSeq and is a predicted model, not a curated record. The coding region runs from base 1 to 456 and encodes 151 amino acids.